Messenger RNA from Phoenix dactylifera (date palm), 1376 nucleotides. NCBI's taxonomy places the organism in Eukaryota, Viridiplantae, Streptophyta, Magnoliopsida, Arecales, Arecaceae. The record is from RefSeq and is a predicted model, not a curated record.
UGCUUAAAAUCCGGGCCGCGGGCGAUAAGGGCUCCGCCCUACGGAGAGCCAAAACCCUUUCCCUCACGAGCAGCUCGCUUUCACCAUCCCUACCCCUUUCUCUCCUUUUAGAGAUCAUGGCGGGAAGAGAGAUCCUGAUGCUCGAAGCCCCGCCGGAUCCUUCCCGCCAAGGCUGGUCGGCCGGUCCGAAGGCGGACGUCGUCGACGCGCUGCCCUACAUCGACGACGACUACGGCGACCCCAGGGUGAAGACCGAUGUCGACCGCCUCGUUGAGGAGGAGAUGCGGCGGAGCGUCAAGAAGCCCGCGGAUUUCCUCAGAGAGCUCCCUCCUCUGCCCAAGUUCGGCUUUGAGGAUCACCCUAUGCUUGUUAGAGAGUAUGAACGCGUGAGAGCUGGCAAGCCACCUGCAACUUUGGAGAUGUCACGUUAUGGAUUAGAACCUCCCCCGCUAAAUAAGCGUAAUGAUGUUGCUGCGUGGAGGCUAGCUCUACGAAAUGCUCAGAGCUUGUUACAACAUCAAAUAGUAAGGAUUGAGAAUCUGGAGCUAAUGUUGAAGCAUGGUGCUGAUGUCUGGAAACAGAAGAACAAACAAUUGGAGUCAUUUUUGUCCAGAAUGCAAGCGGUGGCUCUGGAAUAUAAUGAAAAGAUUGAAGCUGUGAAUCGUGAAAGAAAAUUCCAUCAGCAAAACACAGGUGUGCAACUUAAUGCCCUGAUGGCACAAUGGAGGGAGCUAUGUGAGAAGAACAUAGAGAUCCAAGCUGCAUGUGCUGAUCUUCAGAAUCGUAUAGACCAACUCAAGAUGGAAGCAAAGGAGAAUGGUCUUGAUUUGGAUGCCAAUGUGCAAAAUCAAUCUGCAAUAACCUCAGGACUAUAAGUUUUGUUGCCAUACAGGAUGUAGAAGAGAUCUAACGCUUUGCAGUCUUCUUAAUUGAAAUUGAAUUUUGUUGGCCUCUGUGGGCACAUACGGGCUCAAUUCAAUUUGUGGACAUUGACUGGAGAGUUUCAUGCUGACCACUCAGCAAGGGGAUAUUGGAUAUGAGUUAGAUGGUGAGCACGAUCAGAGGUAAGUAACAGUUUCUGCCACCAUUGCAAUCUUGAGCUAGAGUGGCAGCAGAUUCAGCUGUUAAAAUCUUAAGGGAUUGUAGCAAAUGAUGACUUGCUUGCUCUCUUUCACCAAACAAUCCAGCCGUCAGAAUGCCAAGUAUGUUUCGAGGGAUUUUUGACAUAUUGAACCCCAUUUUUUUCUUUCUUUUUUUUGUUUGGGUAGAAUAUUGAAUCCUGCUUGAUGAUUUCAGUCCAUAUUAACAUCCUCAAUGUCUAGAUUAGAUAUUUCAAUAACAAUAAGAGGUGCUGCAACAAUUUGAGUACCCAACUA